ACAACAACAUUAUUAUUUUUAACAACCGAUACAUUAUCAAUAUAUUUGAAAAUUAUAAUCGGAAUUAUAUUAGUUAUUGUUAUAUUAAUAUCAAUAUUUGGUAAUAUACUUAUUUGUGUUGCAAUAGCAUCGGAUCGUCGUUUAAGACGUUUAGGUAAUUUAUUUCUUGUUUCAUUAGCCAUUGCUGAUCUUUGUGUUGGUGCAUUAGUAAUGACAUUUGCAUUAGCUAAUGAUCUAAUGGAAUAUUGGCCAUUUUGGCCACAAUUAUGUGAAAUAUGGAUUGCAUUCGAUAUUAGUUGUAGUACAUGUUCGAUUAUAAAUCUAUGUGCAAUUGCAUUAGAUCGUUUUGCUCAUAUAAAAGAUCCAAUGCUUUAUAAUCGUUGGAUGAAUAAACGUAUUGUUAUUAUUGCCGUAUCAAUAAUAUGGAUUCUUUCUGGUUUGAUAUCAUUUUUACCAAUAUCAUUGGGUUGGCAUAAACCAUUACCAUCUACAUCAAUGGUUAUGGAUCGAAUCAAUGAUACACCAUUACCAUCAUCAACGACAACAAUGAUGACAAUCAUUGAAUCAAAUUUUGAUUAUGAUGAUAGAAUUGACGAGAAAUUUUCCCUGAAACGAAAACAACAUCGAAGAUCAAUCGAUCAAUUUGAUUAUUUAAAUCCAAUAUUUUUACAAUUAUUUCGUCAACAACAAAUGGAAAAUAUUUCCAAAAUUGAAACAAUUGCCCGUGUACCUUCAUUCGAAUUACCUGUAUCAAUAUUUGUUGAAAAUGAACAACAACAACAGCAACAAAUUUCUGCCGAAUUUGAUGAUGAUGAUGAUGAAAUUGAUAAAGAUUUGGAUCAACAACAACAACAACAAAUGAUUUUCGUUUAUUCACAAAAUCAACUGAAUAAUGAAAAUUUUGAUCAAAAUUCAUUACCAACAUUAAAUUGUUUGAAUGAUGAUUGUGAUUUGGAAUCAUCAUCAUCCACAACAACCGUAACAUUAACGGAAUCAGAAUUGCCAGAAUCAUUGACAGAAUCAGCAGAGACAGAAGAUUCAGAAUUUGCAGAAUCAAAUCAACAUGAACAACAAUGGCCACAAUGUGCAUUAGAUUUAACACCAACAUAUGCUGUGAUUAGUUCUUGUAUUAGUUUUUAUUUACCAUGUUUAAUUAUGUUGUGCCUAUAUGCUCGUCUUUAUUCUAUUUGUAAACAUCAUGUUAAAACAAUCAAAUCAAUGACAAAAAAUUUAAAUCAUCAUCAACAUCAACAUCAAAGUCAUGUAUCCGAACAUAAAGCAGCAAUAACAUUGGGUAUUAUAAUGGGAACAUUUUUGGCUUGUUGGAUGCCAUUUUUCUGUAUGAAUAUUGUUGCUGCAUUUUGUAAAACAUGUAUUCCAGCUUCGGUAUUUAAACUGCUAACAUGGCUUGGUUAUUUUAAUAGCUGUCUGAAUCCGGCCAUUUAUAGUAUAUUCAAUACAGAAUUUCGUGAUGCAUUUCGACGAAUUCUUGUACGUUAUGUAUUUAGUUCGGAAACAAUGUCACAAACAUGUAAUCAUAUAUGUAAAAAUCCAUGUAGAUCAUCAGCAACAUCAGCAACAACAACAGCAGCAAUAGAUAAAAAACAAUCAUUAUCAUUAACAACAACCAAAAUAUUAAAUAUUGAUCAUGAAUCCGAACGAAAAAAUAUU
Dermatophagoides pteronyssinus (European house dust mite) is the source of this 1671-nucleotide messenger RNA. Its product is annotated as tyramine/octopamine receptor-like. Gene Ontology annotation, cellular component: plasma membrane. The record is from RefSeq and is a predicted model, not a curated record. Gene Ontology annotation, biological process: adenylate cyclase-activating adrenergic receptor signaling pathway; positive regulation of MAPK cascade. NCBI's taxonomy places the organism in Eukaryota, Metazoa, Arthropoda, Arachnida, Sarcoptiformes, Pyroglyphidae. Gene Ontology annotation, molecular function: octopamine receptor activity.